Molecule: messenger RNA, 2651 nt
Organism: Medicago truncatula (barrel medic)
Lineage: Eukaryota; Viridiplantae; Streptophyta; Magnoliopsida; Fabales; Fabaceae
Exons: 10
Coding region: 232-2316 (694 amino acids)
Source: RefSeq, a predicted model, not a curated record
UAAUCCAAUCAUUUGACAAAUAUGUAUCAAAAUCCAUUUUUUAAAUCAAAAAAAUAAUACAAGAACCAAUGUAUUUUCCCAGAAAAAGAAGAAAAAAAUCAAAAAACGAAAAUCACACGCAAUCAUCAAAUUUCUGGAUUCUGUCUGUGAAAAAGUCAAGAACUUUGAGAAAAAUUGGAUAUUAGGUGUCUUGUUUUCCAUCUUGACAAGAUAGUAGUAGGUUUAGUAGAGAUGGCUACAGCUGGAAAAACCAGAGCUAUGUUUGAAGGUCUAGUAAAAGAUGGAUCACUUAAAUGGUUGCUUGGCAAGAAGAGUUAUUUUGCUGAAGAAUUUGAGGAGAUGGAAAAUUCACCUUCUGCUGGGAAGAACUUUGUACGCGAACUAUCUCCAGUUGCAAACCUAGUUGUUCGUAGAUGCGCAAAAAUCCUCAAGACCUCUUCAAGUGAUCUUCAGGAGGGCUUCAAUCUAGAGGCAUCUGAUUCCCUAAAGAAUCCAUCACGAUAUGCAAGGAACUUAUUGGAAUACUGUUGUUUCAAAGCUCUUUCAUUGAAAGCGCAAAUAUCCGGUCAUCUACUUGAUAAAACGUUCCGGCGCUUGACAUAUGACAUGAUGUUAGCUUGGGAGGUCCCGGCUGCAACUAGCCAACCUCUUACUAAUAAGGUUGAUGAAGAAGUAUCUGUUGGAUUAGAAGCUUUCUGUCGAAUAGCUCCCGCAGUUCCCAUCAUUGCCAACGUCAUUAUUUGUGAAAAUCUUUUUGAGGUGCUGAGUUCGUCAACUGGAGGCCGCCUUCAGUUCCCCAUCUAUGACAAGUACCUCGGUGGGAUAGAAAAAGCAAUAAAAAAAAUGAAGAGCAAUUCAGAUUCGUCUCUCCUUUCUGCUAUAAGACCGACUAGAGGUGAGAAGAUUCUUGAGAUUGAUGGAACAGUCACCACACAGCCAGUCCUUGAGCAUGUAGGAAUAUCCACAUGGCCUGGAAGGUUAAUCUUAACAGAUCAUGCACUUUAUUUCGAAGAACUUCGCGUUGUAUCAUAUGACAAACCAAAAAGAUAUGAUUUAGCAGACGAUCUAAACCAAGUUGUUAAACCCGAAUUGACUGGACCAUGGGGUACUCGACUAUUUGACAAAGCAGUAUUCUAUAGUUCGACAUCCUUAUCAGAACCAGCUGUACUAGAAUUUCCAGAGCUUAAAGGACACGCUCGUCGUGAUUAUUGGCUAGCCAUCAUCAGAGAGAUUCUUUGUGUUCACAAAUACAUAAGCAAGUUUGGAAUUAAAGGGGUGGCACGGGACGAAGCACUUUGGAAGGCUGUUUUAGGAAUAUUGCGUUUGCAGGCCAUCCAAGAUAUUAGUUCUCUAGGCCCUGUACCGAAUGAUUCUCUUCUCAUGUUUAAUUUAUGUGAUCAGCUUCCAGGUGGAGACUUGAUAUUAGAAACCCUUGUAAAUAUGUCAAACUCGAGCGAGUCAAAUCACGGGCAUGAUUCCAAGCCUGAAAGUGGAAUGUAUUCUAUCUCGGUCUUGGACACAGUUUCUAACUUAGGAUUCGUAUUUGGAACAAGUUCAAACAGCUCUGUUGAGAGCAGGAUUGCUGUUGGCGAAAUAACUGUUGGAGAAACGACUUUGUUGGAAAGAGUGGUUAAAGAAUCUAAGAACAAUUAUAAAAAAGUCGUAUCGGCACAGGCAACAGUUGACGGUGUUAAAGUUGAUGGUAUCGACACUAAUUUAGCUGUGAUGAAGGAACUACUUUAUCCUCUAGAUGAACUUAGGAAGUGUCUUCAAUCUUUGCUAAAUUGGGAUGAUCCAUUGAAGUCUUCUGGGUUUUGUUUGUUCUUUGGUUACAUCAUCUGGAGGGGUUGGGUUGGCUAUGCAGCGGCACUAGUGCUUGUGUUCAUUUCAGCUUUUAUGAUCAUUUCCAGAUGUUUUAAUCAAGGUAGGUCUGUAGCUGAAGUUAAAGUAAUAGCCCCUCCACCAAUGAAUACAAUGGAACAGCUUUUAGCUGUUCAGAAUGCUGUCUCUCAAGCUGAACAGUUCAUACAAGAUGGUAACAUAUUUCUACUCAAGUUCCGCGGCUUGUUGCUGUCCAUUUUUCCUCAGGCUACAGAGAAGAUGGCAUUUGGUCUUCUAUCAGCAGGGUUGGUUUUGGCUUUCUUACCAACUAAAUACAUAGUUCUUCUAGUGUUCUUGAACACAUUUACAAUGUUUUCACCUCCAAGGAAAGCUAGCACAGAGAGAUGGGAGAGGAGAUUUAGGGAAUGGUGGUUCAGCAUACCAGCUGCUCCUGUUAAACUUGAAAGAGAUAAAGAGGACAAGAAGAAAAAGUGAUGAUGGCGAAAUCUUUGCUUAAGCUAUGUACAUGUUUGUAUUGAAUACAUUCCUUUUCUCCUCUUCGCAUGCGGAAGUAGAUUCCCUGUUGUAUCAGUGCCACAGUUACAAAUCUCGACUGUCCGCUCAUAAGUCAGUGGCCGAGAUAAUUUCAUAUUAAUGUACUGACUGUGUAGAACCAUCCGAUCUCAAAUUAAUAGCCAGGAUUGAUUACCACGUGUGACUUCGUGAUAUUUUUACAGCAGGGAUUCUAAGUCCCUUCUUAUAUAUAGGAAUGUUUAAAAUGUAAAACUCAACAGUUGAAGCAAAGAAUGAAAUGAAAUCUUAUCUCCCAA